AUGUCGCUCAAAGUGCCGCGCGCUGGAGGGCCCAACCUCUUCAAGGAAGGCUACAAGCAUUUUCAAGGUAUCGAGGAGGCCGUUCUUCGAAACAUUCAGGCUGUCAAUGAACUUUCGGAAAUCGUUCGAACUUCUUUUGGUCCCAAUGGUCGUAACAAGAUGGUCAUCAAUCAUCUCGAAAGGCUUUUCGUCACUUCGGAUGCAGCUACUAUCAUUCGGGAGCUCGACGUCGUUCAUCCAGCAGCUAAGUUGCUUGUCAUGGCAAGUCAGCAGCAGGAGGCUGAGAUGGGUGACUCGACUAACCUCGUCCUUAUCUUUGCUGGAGAACUGUUGAAAAAGGCAGAAUAUCUUAUCACCAUGGGUCUUCAUCCUUCCGAGAUUAUUCAGGGUUACGAGAUCGCUCGUGAUAGGUGCCUUGCCGAGUUGGAAGAGCUUUCCGUUGCAACACUCUCGACACCUCCCACUAUGGAAAGCCUUGCUCUUGCACUCAAGCCCUGCCUUGCAUCGAAGCAGUACGGAAAUGAAGAGCUUUUGGCACCUUUGGUCGCAGAAGCAGUCUCCAUGGUUCUUCCUCAGAACGCUAAGAACGGUCUUGCCGAUUUCAGCGUCGACAAUGUCCGUGUAGUUAAGAUCAUGGGUGGUAGUUUGUCACAGUCAAAGGUCGUUCGCGGAAUGGUCUUUGGUCGUGAACCGGAAGGUGUCGUCAAGAAAGCUAAAGCCGCCAAAGUCGGUGUCUACACUUGUGGUAUGGAUAUCUCUCAGACCGAAACCAAGGGUACUGUUCUUCUCAAGAACGCAGACCAACUUUCCAACUUCUCCCGUGGUGAAGAACAGCAGCUCGAAAAGUAUUUCAAAGAAAUCGCCGACUCCGGUGUCAAGGUCGUCGUCACACAGUCUCAAGUCGGUGAACUUGCACAACACUAUCUCAACCGAUUCGGCAUUCUGGUCAUCAAGAUUCUUUCCAAAUUCGAACUCAGAAGAUUGUGUCGUCUGCUCGGUGCUACACCUUUGGCGAGAUUAGGUGCACCAUUGCCUGAAGAGGCUGGCUGGAUCGAUUCUAUCGAAACUACCGAAAUCGGAGGUGAUCGUGUUACUGUCUUCACUCAAGAACAUGGUCAACCUGGUGGCAAAGCUAAACCCAAGAUGUGCACUAUUGUUCUUCGUGGUGCGACAGCUAACCUUCUCGACGAUGUCGAGAGAGCGAUCGAUGAUGGUGUUAAUGUUAUCAAGUCUCUCACUCGCGAUGCACGUCUUGUACCUGGUGCAGGUGCUACUGAGAUUGAACUUGCUAAACGUAUCACUCAUUUGGGAGAAAAAACUUCGGGUCUCAAUCAACAUUCGAUUAAGAAAUUUGCAGAAGCUCUUGAAGUUGUUCCUCGUACAUUGGCAGAAAAUGCAGGAUUCGAUUCGACAGAAAUCGUUUCAAGGUUGUAUGCUAAGCAUGUGGAUGUUAUGGCAGUAGAUGUUGGUGUUGAUAUUGAAAAUCACGUCGAUGGAACUAUGUCGACGAUUCAGAAGCAGGUCUUGGAUGUCUUGGCUGCCAAAUCUUGGGCCUUACGAUACGCUACCAGUGCCGCAAUUUCGGUUUUGAGUGUCGACUCGAUCAUCAUGUGCAAACCUGCAGGCAUUAAGGCACCAAAGACCAAUCCUAACUGGGAUGACGACUAG
Ustilago hordei is the source of this 1668-nucleotide messenger RNA. RefSeq names its product putative CCT8 - component of chaperonin-containing T-complex. The record is from RefSeq and is a predicted model, not a curated record. The transcript has a single exon. Bases 1 to 1668 code for a protein of 555 amino acids. Gene Ontology annotation, cellular component: chaperonin-containing T-complex. Lineage: Eukaryota; Fungi; Basidiomycota; Ustilaginomycetes; Ustilaginales; Ustilaginaceae. Gene Ontology annotation, biological process: protein folding. Gene Ontology annotation, molecular function: ATP binding; ATP hydrolysis activity; ATP-dependent protein folding chaperone.